AUGAGUCUCUCACCUUCAUAUGACCCGUUACAACAAUCUCGUACUUCUGAUAUCAGUCCAAAUUCAUCUUCCUAUCAUCUUACUCCUCUUCCUCCGUCGGCGCCAAGAAUACCUUCCCCAUCCAAUUUGUUCGUUUAUUCGCCCACUAAUGUCAGAUCAGAUGCCCGACACGAUCAAGCAAGCGAAGAAGAGUGGCCUGGCCUUGACACUGUCCCAUUAUUACCGAGUAUGACGACAUUCGUUGUCGGAUUUGCAUUGGAAACUUUACAUCGAAUAAUUGAGACGGCAGUAAUUGAAGAUCGAACUAAUAGCCAGCUAACAUACAUAGGAGGCCUAGUCAUGCUUUUCGGCAAGAAAAACGCAUACAUGGCAUUUAAUGCAGAAGCAUUAGACACACGAUUGAAUUUUUGGCUCCAAGUAUUUAAUGACUUGGUACUUUUUAUUUUUGCCGGUUGUCUUAUAUCGUCAGCAUAUUUACUUCCAAAACCUGUAUUUGCUGAACUGAAGACAUACUACGUUCUACAAAGUGUGACGAUUGGGAUGAUUUCGGUGGUUGCAAUGGUUGUUGUGGAAGCAGCACUAGUAAUAAUGGAGGUUAUGCCAAUUGUAAUUUUUGCGAAUGUGGGGUUUGCUGCAAUGAAUGCAAUUGCGUCCAAUAUUAAAUGUCAGACAACCGGAAUGCCCAGCACCAUUGCAUUUUAUCUAAAACUGCUUUUCUUGUUGCUACAAACCACUAUAUCAAUUAUCACGGAAAAAGGAAAACCCAUGGCCAAACUUAUCCUCUUAAUGAGGGGUGGUUUCUGA
Messenger RNA from Paraglomus brasilianum, 804 nucleotides. NCBI's taxonomy places the organism in Eukaryota, Fungi, Glomeromycota, Glomeromycetes, Paraglomerales, Paraglomeraceae. The record is from the annotation of a GenBank genome assembly.